Molecule: messenger RNA, 664 nt
Organism: Sphaeroforma arctica JP610
Lineage: Eukaryota; Ichthyosporea; Ichthyophonida
Exons: 1
Coding region: 60-461 (133 amino acids)
Molecular function (GO): carbon-sulfur lyase activity
Source: RefSeq, a predicted model, not a curated record
ACUUUCAACAGUGUGAAAACAGUAAACACGAAGAAAAUACUACAUUCGCUAGUAGAAAUAUGUCGGCAACCGGGACAUUCACAUGUCUGUGUGAUACGACGGGCUGGGAGGUAUCUGGAGAACCUGCCAUCAGUUGCUAUUGUCAUUGCAAAUCUUGUCGUGUAUACGGCGGAGAUGCGUCCCAAGUAGCCGGUUAUACACCGGAACAGUUCAAGCUCACGAAAGGAGAAGACAAUCUCAUAAAAUACGAGAGUGCUCCCAGUAAGUUCCGACACACUUGCAAGACCUGCGGUUGCAUGAUAUACAACAUUCUCCCGAAUGGCCUGAAAGUAGUACCCUUGGGUGGGAUCAAUUGGGCCGACGAUGGAAAACCCGUGGUGCCUAACAUGCACAUCUUUGUCGGGGAUAAAGGACUAGAAGACAUAACCGACGGUCUUCCUCAACACGAGUCGUUCCCUUGAAAUAUUUCAUUCGCCACUGUAGAACCAUCGUCCAAAGGAUCCUCUGUAUACCGGGGCGUAGGUGGCGCUGUUGUGAGGUUUUUGAUCAAGUGUUGCUAAACGCACAGACGGUGAUGGCCGAUACCUGUUAUAGCGAGACUUUCAUUUGCCAACGGAUAUUAAACGAUUAUUGUUGUAUGCUAAUAAAAAAGGAUCAAAUACUA